This is a messenger RNA of Oryctolagus cuniculus (rabbit), 1362 nucleotides long. RefSeq names its product BCL2 interacting protein 3 (gene BNIP3). Gene Ontology annotation, biological process: positive regulation of apoptotic process; mitochondrial outer membrane permeabilization. Lineage: Eukaryota; Metazoa; Chordata; Mammalia; Lagomorpha; Leporidae. The record is from RefSeq and is a predicted model, not a curated record. Gene Ontology annotation, cellular component: endoplasmic reticulum; nucleus; nuclear envelope.
GUCUUGGCCGGCGGGGCGCCCGGGCCGCCUCACUCGCGCAGCCGCGGCUCGGCGCGCUGGCCUGGCCGUGCGGGCCCUCGGCGCUCCGGCCUCGACCGUCGGAACGCACCCACAGCCCGGCCGCGCUGCCGGCCCCGGCGCCAUGGCUCAGAGCGGGGCCCCUGGGCUGCAGGAGGAGAACCUUCAGGGCUCCUGGGUAGAACUGCACUUCAGCAACAAUGGCAACGGGAACGGCGUCCCAGCCUCCGUUUCUAUUUAUAAUGGUGACCUGGAGAAAAUCCUGCUGGACGCCCAGCAUGAGUCCGGACGGAGUAGCUCCAAGAGCUCUCACUGUGACAGCCCGCCGCGCUCGCAGACACCGCAGGACACUACCAGAGCUUCUGAGACGGACACGCACAGCACCGGGGAGAAAACCAGCUCCCAGUCCGAGGAGGAUUUCAUUGAGAGAAGGAAAGAAGUGGAAAGCAUCUUAAAGAAAAACUCAGACUGGAUAUGGGACUGGUCAAGCCGGCCGGAGAACGUCCCCCCGAAGCAGCUCCUCUUCAGGCACCCGAGGCGCGCGGCCGCGCUGAGCAUGCGCAACACGAGCGUCAUGAGGAAGGGGGGCGUCUUCUCGGCGGACGUGCUCAAGGUCUUCCUGCCGUCGCUGCUGCUCUCUCACCUGCUGGCCAUCGGGCUGGGCAUCUACAUCGGCCGGCGUCUGACCACCUCCACCAGCACCUUCUGAGGACGUGGACGCGCACGUGCACGUGGACGUGGCCCUCGCUCACCCGGGGGUCGCUGCGGCUGCGCGGUUCCCUGAGUGCAAGAACGGACGCGGGCCGUGCGGGAACCGAUCAGUGCGCAUGUCAGGCUGAUGAGUACCGCCUGCACCGGUCUGGUUGCCAGUUUUCUUAGGAUAUUAGGUAGAAAUAUCUGGUAGGUAGUUCUAAUACUCAGCCAUGAUGUCCUAUAGCAUGAGAAGUGGAGCUGACACGUGAAUCCAGUCAACACGACGUGCAGACGAGGGAGUGAUGUGGAUGGGAAAUCAGCACAGCAAGGGGUCUGUCUAGAACAGAAUCGUGGCCUUACAUUCACACCGUUGUAGGAAAUGUGCUGCAUUUAAUGGAUAAGGUCGUCUACUGAAGACACUUGAUUAAGCUCAUUGUUGCUAAGUCAUGCUUAGACACGGGGUGGGGGCAGGUGCAGCCCCACCCCGUGCUCCGUCGGCCAGGCGCUGCUCCCUGGGCGCUGGGGUCGGCCGGGUGCCCUCGCUUCUCCUCCUGCACUGCUUUGUGCUUGACCCCGGUGUCCUUGUAAAGCAAAUCUGUCUACUUUUAAGAGACUGGAAAUAGAAAAAAAUAAAUGUUUGCCAAACCUUCA